This is a messenger RNA of Mytilinidion resinicola, 3570 nucleotides long. Its product is annotated as GDPD-domain-containing protein. The coding region runs from base 1 to 3570 and encodes 1189 amino acids. Lineage: Eukaryota; Fungi; Ascomycota; Dothideomycetes; Mytilinidiales; Mytilinidiaceae. The transcript has 9 exons. The record is from RefSeq and is a predicted model, not a curated record. Gene Ontology annotation, biological process: glycerophospholipid catabolic process. Gene Ontology annotation, molecular function: protein binding; glycerophosphocholine phosphodiesterase activity.
AUGAAGUUUGGGCACAAUCUUGCGCGCAAUCAGGUUCCCGACUGGGCUGCAUCUUACAUCAAUUACAAGGGCUUGAAGAAGCUCAUCAAAUCCGCGACCGAGGCAGCAAAGGACGGACAAGACCCCGACCUUGCAGAAUUCUUCUUCCGCCUCGAUCGCAACCUCGAAGAUGUGGAUAGUUUCUACAAUAGGAAAUACGCAGAGACAGCUCGGCGGCUGAAACUGCUUCACGAUCGCUAUGGGCGAGCUCCACGCGUGCCCGAAGGCAUAGACCAAGAUGAGGCGGGAGACCUAAUGGGCGCGCUCCUCGAGCUGCGCGGUCAGCUGCGUAAGCUGCAAUGGUAUGGAGAAGUAAACAGAAGAGGGUUUGUCAAGAUCACCAAAAAGCUCGACAAGAAGAUCCCUCGUGUUUGCACGCAGCAACGCUAUCUUGCUUCCAGGGUGGACCCAAAGCCGUUCGCAAACAACAGCAGCCUUUCUGAGAACAUGGCGGCGAUCAAUGACUGGCUGUCCGCCCUCGGAGACGCUAAAACUUUCGACGAUGCUGGAUCCGUCAAAUCAGUGGCAUCGAUGCGGAUGGUGUCGUCGAGAGCUAUUCUGAAUCUUCCGCCGGGCCUUCUCGAUACCGUGGACCAAGCAAUCCGCAAUGACGAUGCCUCAAUUUUAGCGGAGCUACUCCACGAGAGCAACAGCGAUGAAGACCGUCUCGGUUCCUCAUUCCAGCAACUGUUGCUUAAUUUGUUGCAGCGUUCCAUUUCCUGCAGAUCCAAAGCCUGCAUCGACAAGCUCCUCCCGCAGAUUGUGUCCCUAGACGAGGAGGAUGACCUGAACAGCCGCAAUUGUAUCCACAGGCUUGUCAUCAGUAUCGGCCGGUCAAAGACGCACGAGGCACAGCAGGGCCCUGGUUCAUCCCUCCAACUCCCUGUCGAAGGCACCAAUUUCAUCGUUCCUGCCGAGUCACCUAUUCUCUUACCCCCGGCAUGGACCAAGACCGAGCAAGAAUCGACCAGGCUUCUGAGCCUGGACGACGAGUCCGUUCGCUUCCUGACGUAUCUUCUCGCCAGACUUGAACUUCACCAACGCGCCGCGCUUCAAGCCCGUGAUUCCUAUGGAAGACUGCCAUUGCACUAUGCUGCCCAAUAUGGCUUCGUCGUGGUUUGCCAGGUCGUCAUAAAGUACAUGCAGGAGUGGGAUCAGUUUGAUGUGUCCCAAGGCAUUGAUUCGGAGCUUUGGCAAGACUUGGAAGGCUUCGCGCCUCUCCAUCUCAGUGUAAUCGGUGGGCAUCCCCUGACCACGAAAACACUUCUUCAGGCCGAGGACUGGCGCGGAGAAAGCAGCGAUAGGAUGUCGUCAAGAAAAAAUGUGUCCAAAUCUGGUGCGGUCCUCGCCCUUGCAACUCAGUCCAAUUUCUUCGCGAUUGUACGCCUAUUGGUGGAUGCGGGAGUCGAUGUAAAUUACCAGGACGAGCAGGGCGAGACUGCGUUACACGUUGCUGCCCGCUUCGGUCAUCGUGAAUGUGCAGAGGCACUAGUAAGCGGCUCUGAGAAUCAGAAGACGGACGUCGAUAUACCAGAAAAGACUUUCUCGUGGACGCCAAUUUUCAUCGCCUGUGUGGACGGCCAUCUGCCUAUUGUCGAGCUACUUAUUGCUGCCGGCGCUGACCUUGAGCGACCCGAUCUCUCCGGUUGGACUGCAAAGGAACACGCCGCUCUCCGUGGGUACUUAGAGAUUGCCGAGAGGCUCGCAGAAGUCAGUCCUACUCGAGCUCUGCCGACUUCCGACACUUCAUCAGCUCGAUCUGCGUCACCUCCAAGUGCCUCUUCCCUAGACGACAGACGGUCCAACAAUCUCCUUAGGGAAACUCAAGCCGUGCGAAUCCCCGAACCUGUCAAGGCGUUUGGGCAUCGCUAUCUUACGAAAGAAACCAUGGUCCUUGUCAGCCUGGGCUCCAUGGAUAUCAGGAAGGAUGUCGCAGCCGUGCAGCUCGACAACAUUCCGCUUUCUGAUGCCCAUUCCACCCAGCUCGAUACUGCCUUGUCUGUCGUCGUGUCUGCAACAGGCGCGACUGGCGAACCUACCGUCAUCGAUCUUCCCGUGCAAGAGAACAUAUGUACAGAUCCUAUCACGUUCAUGACAACAAAUGCUACGGGCGUGAAGUUGCUCUUCGACAUUGUACCGACAUAUGCGGGUUCAAAGGACCGCAUCGUCGGCCGGGCGGUCGCACUUCUUUCCAGCAUCAAACCGAGUAUUGGGUCGAACAGAAUUACCUUGCAGGGCGAUGUGAAAGUGCCCAUCAUUGCUGCCGCGACGUUAGAGGUUAUUGGAUCCGUCAAUUUCAAUUUUCUUAUUAUUACGCCGUUCACGCAUCCCAAUAUGUCUAUCACGGAACAACAUACAUAUUGGAAGAGUAUGACAUCAACAAUGGUUAUCGGACAUCGAGGUCUGGGCAAAAACAUGGCUUCCAGGAAAUCCUUGCAACUCGGCGAAAACACCCUCCAGUCUUUCAUUGCUGCAGCAAAUCUUGGCGCGUCUUAUGUUGAGUUCGAUGUCCAGUUGACGAAAGACCAUGUUCCAGUCAUUUACCAUGACUUCUUGGUCAGCGAGACCGGAAUUGACGCUCCUGUACACACUCUCACAUUGGAGCAAUUUCUGCAUAUAAGCGAGCACCAGACCCCAAGAUCUUCUCGGGCGCCAUCGCCAGACGAUGCUAGGAGUGCACAAGUUGGCAAGGGAGUUCGAUCGUCUCAGAGACGUCCACGAUCAUACUCUAUGGACACAUCCAAUCAAAGCCACACGGUAGAUCUGGCUGAACGGAUGAAACACACUCGUGACUUCAAGAUGAAGGGCUAUAAGGGGAACAGCAGGGGCACCUUCAUCCAGGCUCCAUUCACGACCCUAGAGGAGAUGUUCAGGAAGCUCCCCGAAUCCACCGGUUUCAACAUAGAGAUGAAAUAUCCAAUGCUCCACGAAUCCGAGGAGCACGAAAUGGACACUUACGCGGUUGAGCUCAACUCAUUUGUCGACACAGUCCUUAAAACCGUCUACGACCUUGGCAACAAACGCAACAUAAUUUUCUCUUCUUUCAACCCUGACAUCUGUCUUAUGCUGUCCUUCAAGCAGCCCUCCAUCCCGAUACUGUUCUUGACCGAUGCUGGAACUUCCCCAGUUGGCGACAUUCGUGCGGCAAGUCUGCAAGAAGCUAUUCGUUUCGCAUCUAGGUGGAAUCUCCUCGGUGUGGUGUCGGCAGCGGAGCCCUUGGUACUGUGUCCGCGGCUAGUCAAGGUUGUGAAGGAAUCAGGGCUCGUGUGUGUGAGCUACGGAACGCUCAAUAACGAUCCUGAAAAAGUGAAGCUCCAAGUCAACGAGGGCAUCGAUGCAGUCAUCGUUGACUCGGUCCUCGCCAUCCGCAAGGGCCUCACAGGCCCUAACCACAAAGCCGCCACCAAGUUUACUGCAAACAUUCAGAAUGGUGCACGUGACGCUAUUGUUUCAAAGGAGGGGAAAAAGCACAUAUCGAACGUAGUGGACACCAUCAACGGAGUUCCUUCAACACCUGUGAUUUUCUCCUGA